Messenger RNA from Brassica napus (rape), 733 nucleotides. RefSeq lists its product as uncharacterized. Bases 53 to 559 code for a protein of 168 amino acids. Gene Ontology annotation, cellular component: cytosol. The record is from RefSeq and is a predicted model, not a curated record. The transcript is spliced from 4 exons. Gene Ontology annotation, molecular function: nucleotidase activity. NCBI's taxonomy places the organism in Eukaryota, Viridiplantae, Streptophyta, Magnoliopsida, Brassicales, Brassicaceae.
UAUUUAUCCUCAAGAAGCCUAAUUCUGUUUAUGUCACCGUAUUUUCUUUUUAAUGCUCUCAAGGAAAUAUGGAGAUAUCAAUGUUAAUGAUUUAGCUGCCCAAGCUUGCUUGCCUAUUAUUGACGGCAUAAUCAAUGCGAUCAAGAACAAAACUAACCCAAAAAAAUGCUUUCUGAAUAUCGAUUUGCCCACUGAUAUUGCUAACCAUAAGGGAUACAAAUUAACCACACAAGGCAAAAGCUUGACUAAAAUGGGAUGGAUACAAGUGGAGAAGGAAGCACAACGGGUGAAGAUGUUGUCUACAAUGUCAAUGGAAACAGAUUCAGGAGUAAUCUCAGACAACAACACAACAUCUGCUCAUCAUCAUUCACAAGAUAGCCGUUUGUUCAAGAGAGAUGUAUCAUCGCUAAGGAAUAUGGUGGUUGAAGAAGGGACUGAUCUUCACUUCUUACAAGAAGGAUUUAUUACAGUGACGCCGAUAGGAGCUCUUUCUCAGGUUGAUGUGGAUUGUCAAAACUACUACAAAGAGUGGCUUCCCAAGAUUACAAACCAGCCAUAAUCUCCAUCCUUGUGAUGCCUCCAAAUGAGAAAAACAAAAGUUUUUUAUUGUGGACCACAAUUUGUGGUGGACCUAUUAUUAUGUCAGUAGUAGUUGUUUAAUUUCUCCAUGCUCUUGUGCUUAUUAUGCUGUGAGCAGCAAAAUAAUAGCACCCAGUUUCAUUUUAUUUCUGUU